CUUCGUCCUGAUGAUUCUGGUGGUCUUUCUGUGCCUGUUGCUUCUGAUCCUCUUGGCUCUGAUCCCUUUGCUCCUCAAACGAUCCAAGAAAAAGGAAGAAGAACAGAAGAAGCUGGCGGAGGAGGAGCAGGACAUGAAAGAGGAGUCGGAGGAAGAGGAGGGAGAAGAUCAUCUCACGUCAUCCAGGAAGGGGACGGUAAAAGGGGAGGAAGAGGGAGAGGGGGAAAAAAGAUGAAGCAAGUGGGACGGGGAGAAAAGAGGAAGCAAA
Molecule: messenger RNA, 268 nt
Organism: Aplysia californica (California sea hare)
Lineage: Eukaryota; Metazoa; Mollusca; Gastropoda; Aplysiida; Aplysiidae
Product: cilia- and flagella-associated protein 251-like
Exons: 2
Coding region: 11-235 (74 amino acids)
Source: RefSeq, a predicted model, not a curated record